GGCGACUACAAAAGUUGAAAUUUGGGGCACCGCCUUCACUCUUAUAAGGCCCCCCAGCCACCCUCUAAUGCACUACUUUUAUACUUCUUUGACAGAAGAGUGGUUGAGGCAUGGAUAAGAGGCUUUAUGUGGCUUCUAUAGUGGGCAAUGUUGCCCUCUUGCUUGAGCUAGUGCAGGAGGAUGAGUCAAUACUAGACCAAGUGACCGAGCCGGCUAGGGACACGGCUCUGCACCUGGCGGCUAGGUUCGGACAGAUCAAUUUCGUGAAAGAGAUUGUUGGGUUUAAGCCUCAAAUGGUGUCAUUAGAGAAUCAUAGACUUGAGACGCCGGUGCACGAAGCCUCUAGGGAGGGACAUGCAGAGGUUGUGGCCCUGCUCUUGGAGAUGGAGAGCACAGUUGCUUAUAAGCUCAAUCGGGAAGACGAGAGUUGUCUGAAGCUCGCUUGUCGACGUGGUCACUUGAGUGUGGUGAAGUAUCUCUUGGAAAUCCCUUGGCUACUCAUCACAGAGCUGGGGAAGCCCUCCACUUCUCUACAUGCAGCUGUUGCAGGAGGGCACACAGAUGUGGUCCGAGAAAUUAUCAAAAUCCGGCCUGAUUUUGCCUGGGUUGUAGACAAUGAAGGGAAUUCACCCCUUCACAUUGCUUCAAGCAAAGGGCACGUAGAGAUAAGCAGAGAGCUCAUAAGGGAGAAUCCAGAUCUCUGCUUUUUCAAGGACAAAUUUGGAAGAAACCCUCUCCAUGCUGCAGCUGCUAAAGGGCGUGUUUCAGUGUUAGAUGAGAUCUUAUCAACUAAUCUUGACUGUGCUCAUAAGCUUACUAAUCAUGGUGAGAGUAUCCUCCACCUUAGUGUGAAGAACAAUCAAUUCCUGGCUCUCAAGUACUUGGUGGAGAAGCUUGAUAUCACCGAUCUCGUGAACUUGCCUGAUAUUAAUGGCAACAGCAUUUUGCAUCUCGCUACUGCCGGAAAACUCAAUAAUGCCGUAAAAUAUAUCAUCCAGCACACCAGCAUCAAUCUGAAUGCAUUGAACAACAAGGGGUUCACCGCCCUGGAUGUCGUUGAGCAUGAUAAUAGCAACUCUAGUGCCCUCCAAAUCGGAGAAACCCUGCGUAGCGCCGGUGGCAAGACUGGAGAGAACCUACCUCCAACACCCCCAGAAGUCCAGGAGCACCUUGCAGAAGCCAUCCACCAUGCUGCAGCCAAGCUUCCCUCGGAGGCCCCCAGAACAGCAUCCCCAUUGGCACGGAGGCAUCCGAAGAACCCGCACCAUGUAGAGUACCACAUCGAGGGACUAAGGAAUGCCCGGAACACAAUCACUGUGGUGGCAGUGCUAAUUGCCACUGUUACAUUCACCGCGGGAAUUAGCCCCCCUGGAGGAGUCCAACAGGAAGGGACAAAAGGAGCCACCCCUGCCGGAAAAGCCGUGAUGGCAAGAACCCUAGCCUUCAAGGUGUUCAUGGUGAGCAACCAUGUUGCCCUAUUCACUUCCUUAGGAAUUGUGGUUGUCUUAGUUAGUGUUAUACCCUUUAGGCGCAGUGCCCUGAAGAGCCUGCUAGUGCUGACUCACAAGGCCAUGUGGGCAGCUGUGUCAUUCACGGCCAUUGCCUAUGUGGCCGCAACGUGGGUCGUGUUGCCACACGAUCGGAGCAUGAGAUGGCUUUAUGUGGUCAUCGUUGUGUUGGGAGGUGGGGGCAUGGCCUCAGUGUUUAUAGGCUUAUCCAUGUUGUUAGUGAUGCAAUGGUUCAACAUAAAGGAAUGGAAGAAGGAAAACAGGGAAAUGAGAGAAUUGGGUGGGUCCCAAGGGACCCAUAAUAGCCAUAUGGCCGAUGACUGGAGCCCAUUCCCUAGGGUCAAGGGUAGCCCUUCCUUGAGUGCAGAUCUUGGGAGCACAGAGCACUCAGGUUACCUUUUGUACUAGCUCUUCAUCAAAACAGCAAUUAGUUACUUAGCUAAAAGCAUAGUAAUAGAUAAUCUUAUGUUAGGAUUGUUUAUAAUUUUUUUUUUUUUUUUUGUUGUAUUCCCUCUC
Molecule: messenger RNA, 2024 nt
Organism: Amborella trichopoda
Lineage: Eukaryota; Viridiplantae; Streptophyta; Magnoliopsida; Amborellales; Amborellaceae
Cellular component (GO): plasma membrane
Molecular function (GO): protein binding
Source: RefSeq, a predicted model, not a curated record